AUGGACAAUUAUUCAGGUAUUGUAAACAAUAAGGAAUAGGUUUUACAAACUAUAAUUUUGAAUAACCUUAGUUAUGUUUAAAAUGUCAAAAAGUAAGCAGAGUUAGCUAAUAGUAAUAAAAAUGGUGUCAAAAAAACCACUCAAAAAACAGGUUUUUGUUAAGGAUUUUAAUGA
This is a messenger RNA of Paramecium tetraurelia, 174 nucleotides long. RefSeq lists its product as uncharacterized. Lineage: Eukaryota; Ciliophora; Oligohymenophorea; Peniculida; Parameciidae. The record is from RefSeq and is a predicted model, not a curated record. The transcript has a single exon.